Pseudocercospora fijiensis CIRAD86 is the source of this 693-nucleotide messenger RNA. RefSeq lists its product as uncharacterized. NCBI's taxonomy places the organism in Eukaryota, Fungi, Ascomycota, Dothideomycetes, Mycosphaerellales, Mycosphaerellaceae. The transcript has a single exon. Bases 25 to 363 code for a protein of 112 amino acids. The record is from RefSeq and is a predicted model, not a curated record.
AGCGGUCACCCAACCCUCCCACAGAUGCAGAUUCCUGGAAGUCAGUCUCACCAGGCUCAGUUCCAGCAAGCGGCAGGCGACUUUCCACACCAACUCACCUCACCAAUUAGCAGCGGCGGACCGCCUCCUGGCUUUCAGCAGAUGCCACGCCAUCCACCCGGCUUCCACAAUCUCAAUGCUUUCAGUCAGGGACAGAGAGAUGGACCGCCGCCGGGUUUCGGCGGCAUGACAUCGCCUACAAACGGGCCUCCUGGAUUUUUCCAACAGCCACCGCCUGGCUUCGCAGCUGCACAGCAAAUGAGAGGACCUGGCGAUCAGAGAGGAUACGAGGGUUUUCCACCAGGCAUCAUGCCGCGGAGAUAAGAUCCUGUCAGGACGGACGCACUGCGUGGAAUUUUUGCAGACAUAUUAAACGGGGGAACAGCGAGUGAUUGACAAUGCGAGCCCCAAAUAUCAUGGAAAUCGAGAAGCCGUUUUCGAGGGUUCGAGUUUGCGGUGUUGAUGGUUGCGAAGAUUGCGUGGUUCGGCAGGAAGGGGAGAAGAUCGUUGACGCGCAGACUCGCGAGCGAAGCAUCGUCUUAGAGGAAUGAGCAAACUUCACUGUCAUUUUAGGGUGUUGUGGCACUUGUAAAUUGGGAGCGACGGCGUAAGGAGUCUUGCACAUAUUCAUUCAUGAAGCUUGUCCAGGAGGCG